This is a messenger RNA of Theobroma umbraticum, 925 nucleotides long. NCBI's taxonomy places the organism in Eukaryota, Viridiplantae, Streptophyta, Magnoliopsida, Malvales, Malvaceae. The record is from RefSeq and is a predicted model, not a curated record.
AUGUUCUCUGUUAUUCCUGCUCGGUUCUCUGAAAUUAGCUCAUCGUGGCCUGGGGAAGCUAAUUCUUUGAAGUCUUUGAAGUUAGAGAACAUACUAUUUCAGGGCAAGUCUGACUAUCAAGAUGUUCUAGUAUUUCAGUCUGCUACAUAUGGCAAUGUUCUUGUCUUGGAUGGCGUUAUUCAAGUCACUGAAAGGGAUGAGUGUGCAUUUCAAGAAAUGAUCACUCACCCUCCACUUUGCUCCAUUGAGAACUCAAAGAAUGUGUUGGUCAUUGGUGGAGUUGAUGGUGGCGUCCUGCCUGAGGUCUCUCAUCAUUCUUCCUUUGAGCAAAUAGAUAUAUGUGAAAUAGAUGCUAUGGUGGUUGAUGCAUGUAAAUUGCUCAUCGUCUAUGUAGCUGUUCGAUAUGAGGACUUACACGUUAAUCUCCAUAUUGCCGAUGGAGUUGAAUUUUUAGAAGCUGCUCCCUGGGGUACUUAUGAUGCCACUAUAGUUGAUUCUUCUGAUCCAACUAGUAAACCUGCACAAGAACUUUACAAGAAGCUUUUUGAGUUUGUAGCAAAGGCCAUUUGCCCAGGAGGUGUGGUUUGCACACAGGCGGCGAGUUUAUGGCUUCACAUGCAUAUCAUUGGACGUCGCCCAAUAAUUAAAGGUUCUGUCAACUAUGCAUGGACUACUGUGCCUACCUAUCCAAGUGGGGUGAUUGAUUUUAUGCUUUGCUCUUCUGAGGGCCCUGUAGUCGAUUUCAGGCACCCGGUGACUGGAGUGGAUGUGAUUGGCAAUCAUAAUAAAGUUAAAGGGCCCCUGAAUUUUUCCAAUGCUGAGAUCCAUUCUGCAGCAUUCUGUUUGCCAUCAUCUGCAGAGAAGAUGCUUGGCCCCAAGCUCACUUGAACUACCACCCCGCAAUUCAUGUUUAUGUGGUGUUUAA